UAAUGCUCUGUCCCCAUGGCCCCCCAUGUUAAUGCUCUGACGCCUCUCCUCCCCGUGCCUGCUGCAUGUUUAGCUGUAGAAGAGGAGGUAGUAGAGGAAGUAGAAGUGGCCCCUGAGGCGGCCCCUGAGGCCGAGGCAGAGCCAGAGCCAGAACCAGAGCCAGAACCAGAGCCAGAGCCAGAACCUGAACCAGAGGUAGAACCCGAGCCAGAACCAGAGCCCGAGCCUGAGCCUGAGCCCGAGCCUGAAGAGGCCCUUGAAGAGGAAGAGGAGAAGCCAAAGUUCAAGCCUAGCGCUCCCAAAAUCCCAGAUGGUGAGAAAGUGGACUUUGAUGACAUCCAGAAGAAACGUCAGAACAAGGAUCUGAUUGAGCUGCAGGCCCUUAUCGACCAGCACUUUGAAUGCAGGAAGAAGGAAGAGGAGGAGCUCAUCGCCCUCAAGGAGAGAAUCGAGAAGCGUCGUGCUGAGAGGGCUGAGCAGCAGAGGAUCCGUGCUGAGAAGGAGAAGGAGCGCCAGGCCAGACGUGAGGAGGAGAGGCGGGUCAGAGAGGAGGCUGACGCCAAGAAGAAGGCAGAUGAAGAGGCCAAGAAGAAGUCUGCUCUGUCCAACAUGGGCUCCAACUACAGCAGCCAUCUGCAGAGAGCUGACCAGAAGAGAGGAGGCAAGAAAGAGACUGAGAGAGAGAAGAAGAAGAAGAUCCUGGCCGCCAGACGCAAGGCCCUCAACAUUGACCACCUGAACGAGGACAAACUGAAGGACAAGAUCAAUGAGCUGUAUGACUGGAUGCGUCAGCUGGAGUCCGAGAAGUUCGACCACAUGGAGAGACUGAAGAGGCAGAAAUAUGAGGUUACAACCCUGCGUAAGAGAGUGGAGGAGCUCAGUAAAUUCAGCAAGAAGGGAGCUGCUGCCCGCCGCAGAAAGUAAACAGGAAGUCCCCUCUCAUCUUCAGAAACCAAACGCGAUCAUCUUGAACACACGCCUGAUAAAGCACCGCAUACAGUGGCGAAGGUCGAAGCGCCGAAGAAGCCCGUAGAGCUGAGGUUCACCCUGCAAACUCCAGUCCACUCCCAACACACAUGCCAACAGAGCAUUUAGCUGCUAAUGUUACUAAUGUUGUUGUAGGGAAUGUUGUUGUCUCGCUUCCUCGCCUCGACUGUUUGGUUCUCAGUAUUUUUGUAAAUAAAGUGUGACUCUUCAAGCCA
Messenger RNA from Boleophthalmus pectinirostris (great blue-spotted mudskipper), 1202 nucleotides. RefSeq names its product troponin T type 3a (skeletal, fast) (gene tnnt3a). Gene Ontology annotation, molecular function: tropomyosin binding; troponin I binding; troponin C binding. The record is from RefSeq and is a predicted model, not a curated record. Gene Ontology annotation, cellular component: troponin complex. Gene Ontology annotation, biological process: sarcomere organization; regulation of muscle contraction; muscle contraction. Lineage: Eukaryota; Metazoa; Chordata; Actinopteri; Gobiiformes; Gobiidae. The transcript has 11 exons. The coding region runs from base 16 to 924 and encodes 302 amino acids.